Melampsora larici-populina 98AG31 is the source of this 705-nucleotide messenger RNA. RefSeq lists its product as uncharacterized. The record is from RefSeq and is a predicted model, not a curated record. The coding region runs from base 1 to 705 and encodes 234 amino acids. The transcript has 8 exons. Lineage: Eukaryota; Fungi; Basidiomycota; Pucciniomycetes; Pucciniales; Melampsoraceae.
AUGCCCGAACUCACAAUAGUGCUAUUAGACCAUUCUAUGACUACAUCAUUAAGCCAACAUAGCUUCAAUAACAGUAUCACUGCCAAUUCUGAUUAUGCCCGGUUUCAAUUGUUACCCUCAAGACUCAACCUACGUAUGUUACCGAACCCGGGUGCUACGAAUCUGCUUGCCGCGCACAGAGCAAUCCACGAUGUAGCGCUGGAUUCGUUAAACAAUAACAGCGGCUGUAUCAGCGUGAUUAGUUAUGACAGUCGGGCCCAAAUUGUAAAUUCAUGCAUUCCUCAAGUCAUCAUUAGCAUUGCUGUGAACAAUUGUGACUCAGCUGUGAAAUCUCAAAGCCAAGACCGUAGAAUUUGGAUGCCAUUAGAAGUAGCUCAUUACUACAUCAGCAUCGAAUUACAGCGACACGGCGUACCCCAUGUGCAUUGGAUACUCACUGCAAUCAAAGCCUUAAGGGUGACGGUUUACAGUGAAGGCAUUAGGGUUAGGGCUGAAGAUAUUUCACAAGACACACCCGCUAGGAGUAUAGCUGCUUCAAGAAAGAAUUACCAGACCAUCGAGGACAUAUAUCUGUUUCAAUACAACGAUCUCAAUCCUAAAUAUGCAUAUAAUCAUACAAAUUUAGAUUCAUCGGCAUUUGCAAUUUUAAUAAGAACCUCCACCGAUUCGAAAUAUAUUCACCAUCAUCCACAUCUACCAAAUUAG